Ciona intestinalis (vase tunicate) is the source of this 2364-nucleotide messenger RNA. NCBI's taxonomy places the organism in Eukaryota, Metazoa, Chordata, Ascidiacea, Phlebobranchia, Cionidae. The record is from RefSeq and is a predicted model, not a curated record.
GCGCAAAGCGUGUGUGUGUGCUUAAUGUUUUGCAAGUCACUCUUUGUCAGCGUUCGGCUGUUUACGUCCAAUUCGAAGUAUUUACUGAAUAGUUUUGCGGUUUCGCGUGUGACAACUGCAAGAUACCCUGCCGUAUUGGUCAGUUAUCAAUCUUGUGUUCGUACAAUUUGUUUAUCGAGUAAGAUGGGUGGAAAUACAACGUCUAAGGAUGAGAUUGUUGAAGCGUACGCUUGCAAAGUUGGUGAAAUGAAAGAUGGAGAAAUGCGGGAAGUUUCGGUAGGCGACGGAAAAGCAUUGCUGGUUCGCCAUCAAGGGGAAUACAGUGCUAUUGGCCAUAAAUGCACGCAUUAUGGGGCUCCUUUAGUAAAAGGUGCGUUGCGCGAUGGUCGUGUUAGGUGCCCGUGGCAUGGAGCGUGUUUUAACGCUAAAACUGGAGACAUAGAAGACUUUCCAGGCCUUGACUGUGUUCCUAAGCAUAAUAUAGUGAUUCAAGAUGGUGACAAAGUUGUGAUCCGGGCGUGCAAAUCGGCGCUUGAAACCCAUAAGCGUUAUAAGCCUAUGGUGCAAACGCAAAAUGAGGAUGGCCCACACGUUGUCAUUGUGGGAGGGGGGCCAGCUUCAGUAACAUGCGCAGAAACUCUGCGGCAAAAAUCCUUUUUGGGGAAAAUUACAAUUCUAUCUGCAGAUCCUUAUUUGCCUUAUGACAGGACAAAACUAAGCAAAGCCAUGGACAUCAAACCAGAAGCCAUUUUCCUACGACCGCAGGAGUUCUACGAUGCUGUGAACAUAAAGAUCAUAAAUAAUAAGCGAGUUAAUGGAGUAAAUGCCGAAACGCAGGUCGUUACUUGCGAAGAUGGAGAUACGUUUAAAUAUGACAAACUGAUGGUUGCGACAGGUGGAAGGCCACGUACUUUGCCUAUUCCUGGUUGGGACUUGAAAAAUGUCUAUGUCCUUCGUACCCCUAAUGAUGCUAACGCCAUCGCUGAGGUUGCAAAAGGCCGUAAAGUGGUCAUCUGUGGCGCAUCUUUUAUUGGAAUGGAAGUUGCAGCUUCACUUGUGUCAAAAGCGGAAUCAAUCAGUGUUUGCGAAUUCUUUAGUGUUCCGUUUGAAAGAGUUCUUGGCAAAGAGGUUGGUCUUUUCUUGCAAAAAAUGCACGAAUCGAAAGGAGUAAAGUUUCACAUGAACGCUUCAAUGGUUGAACUAAAAGGAGAGAAUGGCGCUGUUGCGAAAGCAAUUCUUAAAGACGGUUCAGAACUGGAGGCCGAUUUGGUAAUAGCUGGAGUUGGCAUGAUCCCUGCUACCGAGUUUCUAAAAGACACAGGAAUUCAGAUCAGCAGCCAUGGUUUUGUUGGUGUCGAUCGCCACAUGAGAGCACUAAAGAGCUCCGGAGAUGGCGAGAUUUUUGAAAAUAUUUACGCUGCCGGAGAUAUUGCAAUGUUUCCUCAAAUGCUAAGGGAUUGGCAACCUUCAAACAUACAGCAUUGGCAGAUGGCACAUUACCAUGGUAGAGUAGCAGGUACUAACAUGGUCGUACCUAAUGAUGAACUACAGUCAGUAGAGUCUGUACCUUUCUUCUGGACACAGCAGUAUGGGAAAAGUUUAAGAUAUACAGGUUACGGAGUUGGGUAUGAUGACAUAGUGAUCAAAGGAGAAGUUUCUGAAGGGAAAUUCUGUGCAUAUUACACUUGCAAAGAUCAAAUUGUUGCCAUAGCGACCAUGAAUUCAGACCCUGUAGCUGCAGAUUUUGCUCAAAGGAUGUUAUCUGGCAAAGCAUUGACCAAAAGUUCCAUUUAAAGAAUGCAAAUAAUGAUUGUCUGCAAAAAGAGAUAUACUGUAUCAUAUUGACUUCUUCCGCAGUUUUUGUUGUAAUAACAUGGAUUCUUAACAGUUCCUUAAAAUAUAUGUAUAAAUCAGUUCUUUUGUUCCAUAUGCAAUCUAGUGUAUAAAGAUGUGUUUGUAAAUUUAACGUUUGAGUUGCAAUUCUACCAAAUUGUUGCACAUUACUAAUCAAUGAAGACAUCAAAGCUGUGUAAUUAUUAAUUAUUCUAAAUCACAGUGUAGGCUCUCAAUUUUGAAGGGAAUUCAAUACAAAAUAUUCUGUUUAACUGUAAUAAAUGCUGAUCAUAUUACUGGCUGGAUGUGAAUUUUUGAAACUGUAACUAAAAUUGUAUUAUUAUAUUCUGAAUAUGUGAAUUUUUCAACAGUGAUUUCUAUAUAUACCUUGAAUUUUGGCUGGGGUUUGCUCAUUCAAUAGCUGUCAGUUUUACUGCAGUAAAUCUGGUGACAACUUUGCCCUUAAAAACUACAGUACAUACAUCGUAGUUUAGUAGACUCAUUGUGAAUAAACUUGCAACAGACUUCUUA